UCAUCAUAAAAACCACCACUCCCACUGCUUUCCUUCCCACCACACCACACCAACGCCACUCGCCUCGUCGCGCGCACAGUCACGCUCGCUCUAGCUCACUCUCCUCCUCCUGCUCCUCCUCCUCCUCUCCCAACCAACUCCACCACCAUCGCCACCGCGCGCGCUGCCGUGGACAUGGAGGGCUACUCGUCGGCCGGUUCUGAGCCGGCCUCGUCCUCCUCGGGCGGGGAGGCGCCGGCCUCCCCGCCGUCCACCGCGUCGUCGUCCUCCGGCGGCGGCGCCAAGAAGAAGCGGCCGCGCAAGGACGGUCACCACCCGACGUACCGCGGGGUGCGCAUGCGGAGCUGGGGCAAGUGGGUGUCGGAGAUCAGGGAGCCACGCAAGAAGUCGCGCAUCUGGCUGGGCACCUUCGCCACCGCCGAGAUGGCCGCGCGCGCGCACGACGUCGCCGCGCUCGCCAUCAAGGGCCGCGCGGCGCACCUCAACUUCCCGGAACUCGCCCACGAGCUGCCGCGCCCGGCCACCGCGGCGCCCAAGGACGUUCAGGCUGCCGCCGCGCUCGCCGCCGCGGCGGACCUCCCGGCCUCGGCCAAUGCGGGCGCCAAUAAUAACCCCGAAGGAUCGGACGCCAGCGCCGUGUCCGCCUCGCCUCCGCCGCCGCUGGACACUGCAGAAGACACGCUGUUCGACCUCCCCGACCUCCUCCUUGACCUCAGAUACGGGCCGCCCAGCGCGUGCCUCUCGUGCGCGUCGUCUUGGGACGACGAAGUGGGCUUAAUCUCCGGCGGCGGCGCCGGCGUGUUCCGCCUCGAGGAGCCACUUCUGUGGGAGUACUGAAAGCCAGGCGCCGCCCGGUAAAUCACACUCGUCAGUGCCAAGUCGAGCCCUCCUGCAUGUACACCUCAUAAAUUUCCACGCUUGGCAAGAAAUUCAUGCACGCAAUGCAAGUUACUACAGCGAACAGAAACACGGGCCAAAAUCCUCGGUCGUUUUCUCCAGCGUUUUGCGUCGCCAAAUUUGGGAAGCAGACCAUGUAGUAUAAAAUUAGCCUCGUUUCCUUCAUUCUCUCCUUGCUUUGCUUGGAUUGUGGGGCAAGAAUAUAUGUGUCCAAUUUAAUUAUCAGCGCAUCUCCUUUUCCUCUGGGGGUCAUACUAUUUUUUCUAUCUUUGGCGCUAGUGCUAAAGGUGAUCUACCCGGGAUUUGGACUAAAUGUGACACGAAAGAAAGCCUCUUAAAAAUAAAGAUCGAUGCUGGCUGCUGCA
This is a messenger RNA of Oryza brachyantha (malo sina), 1262 nucleotides long. Its product is annotated as ethylene-responsive transcription factor ERF039-like. Gene Ontology annotation, biological process: regulation of DNA-templated transcription. The transcript has a single exon. Bases 175 to 837 code for a protein of 220 amino acids. Gene Ontology annotation, molecular function: DNA binding; DNA-binding transcription factor activity. The record is from RefSeq and is a predicted model, not a curated record. NCBI's taxonomy places the organism in Eukaryota, Viridiplantae, Streptophyta, Magnoliopsida, Poales, Poaceae.